Cuscuta campestris is the source of this 3440-nucleotide messenger RNA. The record is from the annotation of a GenBank genome assembly. Lineage: Eukaryota; Viridiplantae; Streptophyta; Magnoliopsida; Solanales; Convolvulaceae.
CCGAAACUUCUUGAUGCCCUUCUUUGCUUUUCUUGAUCCGAAUAAAUUUUCGAAUAUCGAUUUAAUCAUCCUGUUUGUCAUUCAUCAAAACAAAAAUAAUCCAAAAAAUAAUAAAGGGGUUUGAACUCAUGUCCAACACGGGAUGCCUUAGUCGUGAAGAUAGAGAUCAACGACGCCAUAGUACACCGCACCUUGGUGGACACGGGAAGCUCAGUCAAUAUAAUGUACGAGUAACAUUCCAAGACCUCGGCUUGAACCGCAAGGACUUGAGGCCUAUGCGCACUCCUCUCUCCGGAUUCACGGGGGACUCUAUCGAGGCCGAGGGAGUUAUCGCCGUAUCCGUGAUAGUAGGGGAUGGUGCGCACAAGGCGAAGCUGAAGAUGGAGUUUAUGGUUGUGAGCAUAGACUGUGCGCACAACAUGAUCCUGGGGCGGCCCGGCCUUGAGGACUUGGAAUGUGUGAUCUCCCCGUACUACUUAUGCAUGAAGUUCCCAACUCCGUCCGGCAUCGGGGUGGCUAGGGGAGACCAAAAGUUGGCCCGAUUGUGCUACGUAAGAAUCACGAAGAAGUUGCCGAGGGAUGAGACAAUGGUCGUACACGCGCAAGAGGGAAUGCGUAAACUGGAAGCUCGGCCUUCGGCUGAACCCAACGAUGAAGUCGAGGAAGUGCCGCUCGACCCACAAGUGCCCGAGCGGAAGGUUAAGGUCGGGGCGACCCUGACGACGAGCCAGCGGAUGCGUUUGGUGGAAGUGCUCGCCGCCUACCGCGUGAUCUUCGCGUGGGGACCUGGGGAUAUGCCGGGGGUGGACCCCAAGGUCAUAUGUCACCGCUUGGCGCGGCUGAGGCCCUAUUUCCAAGCUCACCCGGUCCAAGUACUUUCCCAACAGCCUAUAGGUGCGUUGCUCAGGAGUUCGAACGCACCCUCUCGCAUGUCCAAGUGGGCGGUGUUCCUUGGAGCCUUCCAGAUCAAGUUCAAGCCAAGGCCAGCGAUCAAGGGCCAAGCACUGGCCGACUUCAUGGUAGAGUGCACCGCCCGAGAAGAGCCGAACCCGGAACUUGAAGCCGACGGCUGGUGGACAGUUUUCACCGACGGCUCCUCCGCCGCCAAAAAUUCGGGGGGUGGAGUGGUAGUCAUCGCUCCCGAAGGCUUCAGAGCAUAUUACUCAAUCCGAUUCGGCUUCAAGGCAUCAAAUAAUGAGGCGGAGUAUGAAGCGCUCUUGUGCGGGUUACGUCUGGCAGCCGGGAUGAACGCGACGAAGCUAAGGAUAAAGUGUGAUUCGAAGCUGGUGGUUGGCCAUGUGUCGGGAGAGUUCGAAGCGAAGGACGAAAGAAUGAAAAAAUACAGAGAUACGGCCCUAGAACUACUUAAAAGUUUCACCGCGUAUAGUGUCGAGCAGAUCCCUCAGGCGGAGAACGCCGAGGCGGAUAUCUUGUCGAAGCUGAGCUCAGACACGCCCGAGCACAUCAGGCGAAUGGCGAAUGUGGAAGAACUUUCCGAGCUGAGCAUCCACGCUUUCCCCGUGGCAAUGAUCUGUGCUCAACCCAGAGAUUGGACGGACGACAUAGUCGCCUUCCUAAAGGAUGGCACCCUCCCAGACGAAUCGAUGAAGGCCAAGUUGGUCCGGACAAGGGCACCGGGAUAUACCUUGGAAGGCGAGAAGCUAUACAAGCGAGCAUACAACGGGACGCUACUCAGGUGCCUCCGACCAGCCGAAGCAAAACAAGUCAUGGAGGAGGUGCACGCCGGAAUCUGCUCCGCCCACCAAGGAGCGUACGCGGUAUCAAGAAAGAUAACCCUUCAAGGAUAUUUUUGGCCAACAAUUGUUAAGGAUUGCGCGGAGUUCGUAAAGAAGUGUAAAGUGUGUCAAGAGUUCCAGAAGGUACCAGGGAGGCCUUCAACCAACUACACCCCCAUCAGCACAGCCAUCCCNGUCCGGACAAGGGCACCGGGGUAUACCUUGGAAGGCGAGAAGCUAUACAAGCGAGCAUACAACGGGACGCUACUCAGGUGCCUCCGACCAGCCGAAGCAAAACAAGUCAUGGAGGAGGUGCACGCCGGAAUCUGCUCCGCCCACCAAGGAGCGUACGCGGUAUCAAGAAAGAUAACCCUUCAAGGAUAUUUUUGGCCAACAAUUGUUAAGGAUUGCGCGGAGUUCGUAAAGAAGUGUAAAGUGUGUCAAGAGUUCCAGAAGGUACCAGGGAGGCCUUCAACCAACUACACCCCCAUCAGCACAGCCAUCCCGUUCGCGCGGUGGGGGCUGGAUCUCGUGGGUGCACUCCCUAGGGGCACCGGGAACGUGAGGUACGUCAUCGUAGCCAUUGACUAUUUUACUAAGUGGGUGGAAGCAGCCCCAUUAGCCAGUAUCACCGGAGCUCAAUGCCAGAAGUUUCUCGCAAAGCAAGUCAUCUGCCGCUUCGGCGUUCCCGAGCACAUAAUCACGGAAAAUGGGACACAAUUUGAGUCCAAGCCCUUUAAUGACUUCCUUGGGAGCUGGGGGAUCAAGCACAGCUAUGCGUCGGUUGGGUACCGACAGACGAACGGCCAGGUCGAGAACGCCAACCAAACGAUAGUCGACGGGCUGAAGCGGAAGUUGGAGGCCUGCGGAGGGGAGUGGGCAGAAGAGUUGCCGUACAUCCUAUGGACCUACCGGACCACGCCUAGAAGGGCGACCGGAGAAACCCCCUUCGCCUUAUGCUACGGAUUCGAGGCGAGGGCACCUGCAGAAAUCUCCAUCGCAACCCACCGGGAGGAGAUCUUCGACCCCGAGCGUAACGAAGAAGCCCUGGCAGCCGAGCUCCAUCUCGUGCACGAGAGACGAGAAGCGGCCUUCAUACGAGCGGAGAAUUACCGAAGGAAGGUAAAGAGCUACCAUGACGGGCGUGUGCGCGCACGGGGGUUCAUCGAAGGAGAGUGGGUGCUGCGCAAGAGGUCCGUGAGCCGCCCCCUGGAAGGCCCGAGAAAGGGAACCCGCAACACCAUGAUUGAAUUCAAUGAAAUGGAAUUUUUUGCAAUGGUCCAACAUGCGUGUCCGGAUGCUCUUCCCGGACAAAGGCCUAACCCGCGUGUUCGGCGCUACUCCUCAGUAGAAGAGCCGAGUGCAGACCAUGUCCGGAUGCUCUUCCCGGAUGAAGGUCUAACCUUCGUGCUCGGCACUCCCCCUCAGGAGAAGAGCCGAGCACGGGCCAUGUCUAACCUUCGUUCUCGGCACUCCCCCUCAGGAGAAGAGCCGAGCACGGGCCAUGUCCGGAUGCUCUUCCCGGAUAAAGGCCUAACCUGCGUAUUCGGCACUACUGCUAAGUAGAAGAGCCGAGCGCAGACCAUGUCCGGAUGCUCUUCCCGGAUGAAGGUCUAACCUUCGUGCUCGGCACUCCCCCUCAGGAGAAGAGCCAAGCACAGGCCAUGUCCGGAUGCUCUUCCCGGAUAAAGGCCUAACCUGUGU